AUGUCUAACUGGAAGCAGUAUUUGUCUUCUCUGUAUUUUGAUCCCAAACACCCUGCUAGUUUUUCGGGUGUUGAGAAAGUGUACCAAUAUAUCAAGUCUGAGGGUAAAUAUAAAAUUGGUAGGCCCAGAAUAAGGAAAUGGCUUCAAAGUCAACAGUCUUUUUCUUUGACUCGAGGGGCCAGACGUCAAUUUCCUCGAUCUCGUGUAAUUGUCCAAGGGAUAGACAGCCAAUGGGAUAUAGAUCUGAUGGACAUGGUUGACUUAGCCAAACAAAAUGACGGUUAUAAAUACGUAUUGGUGGCUAUAGAUAUUUUCUCCCGUUUCGCAUUUUGUCAACCCAUCAAAAGUAAAAAAGGUACGGAAAUAGUGAACGCGCUAGAGCGAAUACUAUCAGGCCCAAGAAAACCUAAUACGGUGAGAACCGACAGGGGUAUGGAAUUUAGAAGCAAGGAGGUCAAUAAGUAUCUUCAACAUGAAGGAAUUCAUCAUUUCUACGCCCUAAACACUGAGACAAAGGCUAACUAUGCUGAAGCGCUAAUCAAGAAUCUAAAGCACAGGCUAUUCAGGUACAUGUUACAUAACAGAACACAGCGCUAUAUUAAUGUCCUCCAAAAAACAUUAAAAGGAUAUAACCGCACAAUUCACAGGAGCCUCGGAAAGAGACCCAUAGACAUAACGAAAGAGAUCGAAGGAGAAAGUAGGCUUCAGCAAUAUUUAAUUAGGACCAAAGGGGGUAAAACAAAACUAAUCAAGAAAAAGUACAAGUUCAAAAUAGGUCAAACGGUGCGCGUAUCUCACGUGAAAAGUGUGUUCGAUAGGGAAUACUCACAAAAGUGGACGGGUGAAAUAUUUAAGAUUAAAACGCGUUUCAAAAGAGAAGGUAUACCUGUGUAUACUCUGGCUGACUGGGAUAAUGACGAUCAGGUAGACGGGACAUUUUAUGAACAGGAAAUACAAGCGGUCAACGUUGACGAAACCACAGAGUACCAUGUUGAAAAAAUACUAAAGAAAAGAGUUCGAAACAAACAAAGACAAGUCCUUGUAAGUGGUAAAGUGGUCAUUACUGGAAUCAAAGAUCACACUCAACUAGAUGAUGUGGUCUACCCAGUAUUAAUUGAACUGGAACUCUACACUCGUAAGAAGGAGUGA
Molecule: messenger RNA, 1149 nt
Organism: Mercenaria mercenaria
Lineage: Eukaryota; Metazoa; Mollusca; Bivalvia; Venerida; Veneridae
Exons: 2
Coding region: 1-1149 (382 amino acids)
Biological process (GO): DNA integration
Molecular function (GO): nucleic acid binding
Source: RefSeq, a predicted model, not a curated record